GCGGCUCCGUGGAGGAGGGGAUGGAGCAACCCGGGCUGCGCUUGGCGGGGCUCUGCGCGGCGGCUACCCUCCCCCGAAGCGGCCGGGAGGGCUGCCGGCGGGUGGCUUGAGGCGGCCGAGUCGCUCCUGGGUGCCCCCGCCCCACGCGGGGAAUGAGAGGCGGCGCCGCGGGGCUGCCGGAACCCGCCGGGACCCACCAUGCGGGAGCUGGCGAUCGAGAUCGGCAUACGGGUCGUGCUCUUCGGGGUCUUCGUUUUCACGGAGUUUCUGGAUCCAUUCCAGCGGGUUAUCCAGCCGGAAGAGAUCUGGCUGUAUAAAAAUCCUUUGGUGCAAUCUGACAACAUCCCUACACGUCUGAUGUUUGCGAUUUCCUUCCUUACGCCACUUGCAGUCAUUUUUGUGGUGAAAAUAAUCCGGCGGACAGACAAGACUGAAAUUAAAGAGGCUUUCCUAGCUGUUUCCUUGGCUCUAGCUCUGAAUGGUGUCUGCACAAAUACCAUUAAAUUAAUAGUGGGAAGACCGCGUCCCGAUUUCUUUUACCGCUGCUUUCCAGAUGGAGUCAUGAACUCUGAAAUGCACUGCACAGGUGACCCAGAUCUGGUGUCUGAAGGCAGAAAGAGCUUUCCGAGUAUCCACUCUUCCUUUGCAUUUUCAGGCCUUGGCUUUACCACCUUCUACUUAGCUGGAAAGUUGCACUGCUUCACAGAGAACGGCCGGGGGAAGAGCUGGAGGCUCUGUGCAGCAAUUCUCCCACUCUACUGUGCCAUGAUGAUUGCCCUCUCACGGAUGUGUGAUUACAAACACCACUGGCAAGAUGCUUUCGUCGGAGGAGUCAUCGGCCUCAUUUUUGCUUAUAUUUGCUACAGACAGCACUACCCUCCCUUGGCUAACACAGCUUGCCACAAAUCUUACGUCAGCCUGCUAGAUCAGAACUCUGUGAAGAAAGAAGAGAGACCUACAGCAGACAAUGCAACUGGCCUGCCUCUGGAGGGGAUAACUGAAGGUCCUGUAUGACUUUAAGAAAUGGGCUGAACGAACUUAUAGCUUUCUCACAUUUCCUUCAAACUGGUCUCCUAACACAGUCUUUCUUACUGUAUGUUUUGGGGUUUUUUUCCCCUUUUGUUUCCUUUUUACAAAGAGGAAUUAAAUCUCUUUCUUUUUAAUGCCAUCACACUGUCAUACUUUUAAGUUUUCAGUUGGGGUUGAUGUGCUGAAGGAUCUCUUCUCAGCCUACUGCAAAGUGACAGACUACCUGAGGGAAGGGUGGGGGAGAGCAUCAAUAAAAACAGCUCCAUGUGGUUAGGAGAGUAGCUUUCAGAAGGUGUGAUUGAGGAGAAGGUAGAUCUGGAAACAGAUUUCCUGAGGCACUAAGUGUCUGCUGGAAAGUUCUGGUUGUUCCAGCACUCAUUGAUUUUGAUGGGUGGUGAGUACACACAGCACCUUUCAUCAGAUAGUCAGCAUCUGUUGCAGGCCAGCCAUUCCUUUGUAUGAUUUGCUGAGUCAGGGCAUCAUCCUUAGGUUUCUAUUGGUGCCAUCUAACCUUUAAAGAAAUCUCCACAUGCUGGUAGAACUUAGUAUUGAUUGUCAAGUUGUGAGGAGGUCAUUCUGAGCUACUAAUGACCAGGCAGCCGAAAGGUGUGAGCGGCUGAAGCGUUUCCAAGAGCCUUGGCAUUAGUAGUUCCCCAGCAUGGUUCUGGCAUUCAGGAAAUUCCACACUGUUAACAUUCUCAGCUUCCAAUAACAUACAGGAUGGUCUAGAAACUUGCUGUUACAUCAUUAGCAGUU
Messenger RNA from Dryobates pubescens (Downy woodpecker), 1785 nucleotides. It is a transcript of the gene PLPP4, whose product is annotated as phospholipid phosphatase 4. The coding region runs from base 199 to 1014 and encodes 271 amino acids. The record is from RefSeq and is a predicted model, not a curated record. Gene Ontology annotation, molecular function: phosphatidate phosphatase activity. NCBI's taxonomy places the organism in Eukaryota, Metazoa, Chordata, Aves, Piciformes, Picidae. The transcript is spliced from 7 exons. Gene Ontology annotation, biological process: phospholipid metabolic process.